Molecule: messenger RNA, 3937 nt
Organism: Astyanax mexicanus (Mexican tetra)
Lineage: Eukaryota; Metazoa; Chordata; Actinopteri; Characiformes; Acestrorhamphidae
Gene: bhlhe41
Product: basic helix-loop-helix family, member e41
Exons: 5
Coding region: 164-1381 (405 amino acids)
Biological process (GO): regulation of transcription by RNA polymerase II; anterior/posterior pattern specification; regulation of neurogenesis
Cellular component (GO): nucleus
Molecular function (GO): protein dimerization activity; DNA-binding transcription factor activity, RNA polymerase II-specific; RNA polymerase II cis-regulatory region sequence-specific DNA binding
Source: RefSeq, a predicted model, not a curated record
CUCAGGCGAGUGCAGACAUCAUUCUGAAAGUGCUGCACUGCUGCACAUACACAACCCUCACCUCCCUUAACACUUUCACCGCUCUCGGAAAUACAAAACCGACCUUAGAGAACAGAUCUCCCUCUGAACUACGAGAAGAGGUGGAUGAAAGAAGGAGAAAGUUAUGGAUGAAAGAAUAGCGCGACUGCAGGACAGACCUUUCCUGGAUCAUGCAGAUUUCUUGGGGGUCGAGUAUUCGUCUCUGUACAUGUGUAAAUCAAAAAGAGGAAUGAAGAGAGAGGAAGGAAAGGACGCUUACAAGUUACCCCACAGACUGAUUGAGAAGAAGAGGAGGGACAGGAUAAAUGAAUGUAUCGGACAGCUGAAAGACUUACUACCCGAACAUCUAAAGCUGACGACGCUGGGUCAUCUAGAGAAGGCGGUGGUUCUGGAGUUAACUCUGAAGCACUUGAACGCUCUGACGGCGGUAACAGAGCAGCAGCACCAGAAGAUCAUCGCUCUGCAAAACGGUGACCGGUCACUGAAGUCCUCCAUCCAAGCUGAUCUGGACACCUUCCAUUCAGGCUUCCAGGCGUGUGCCCGGGAGGUGGUGCAGUACCUUGGCAAGGUGGAGAAGUGGACAAGCCGUGAGCAGCGCUGCACCCAGCUGGUGGACCACCUGCAUAAAGUGUCUGCACAGCUCCUGCAGCACCCACUGACCAAUGGUGAAGGCCAUGAGCGUGAGGGUCACGCCAAAGACGGUCAUGCCAAUUGCGUGCCAGUCAUCCAGAGGACUCAGCACCAAGAGCUGAAUGAGAAUGACACAGACACUGACAGUGGCUAUGGUGGUGAGGUGGAGGUGAAGAGUGAUGGGCGGCCAGACAGAGUAGGGGACGCUGGGGCAGUAAAAGGACUUAAAAUCAAGCAAGAAUUUGGGAGCGAUGAGCAGCGGCCGGCCAAAAAGCCCAAGCUUAGUUGGUCGGCAGGUGGUGCUGCUGGCACGGACGCUGCCAGCCGACCGGAAAUGGCUUUUAUGAACUCACUGAUGGCGGGAAUGGCAGGCGUGGGGCAGCAGACACCCUUCUGCAUGCCUUUUUACUUCAUCAACCCAUCAGCAGCUGCCUCAUAUGUGCCCUUUCUGGACAAGAGCCAUAUGGAGAAGCUGGUUUAUCCGCUGGCAACCCCUUUCCCCUGGCUCUAUCCAGGGCUGCCCACUGCAGCAGCUGCUUUCAACUCCAAAAGCUUCGAGACCCCAUCCAAGGAUGAAGAUUCUUCUCCUUCUCCUUCUGCUACUGAUCUGGAGAGCCGAGCAGAGGCCUCCUCGCCUUUAGCAGAGGAGCACGGCUCAGAAAUUGAAAAUACAGAAGAGCAGAGCCAAAGUGAAGAAAAUGAGGGUACAUAGACCAUCUGUCAGUUCUCACCUUGUUUUUUUUUUUGGCUUGUAAAAUUGCGUAGCCUAUUUAUCCGUUCCUUAAUUUAAUGGUCGUAGAGUGUUCUGUAGCCCUGUAGAUGUUUCUAUGGAGUUUCCUGGCGAAAUCUGUACUUUCAUUUUGUAUCUCUUUUUAAAAGAAACAGUUUGGCGAAAAUCAAAUGAGCAAAGUUUUCCUUACAACUCAAAGGUGAUCAGCUAGUGACACAAUUUGUUGUUCAAAGUUGGCUUCUUUGGAACAGUAAUAAAAUAAAUGCAAAUACUAAAUGUUGGGUGACCGCAGACUUUCAUUACCUGUUAGCUACUUUAGCCCAAAACUAAAUAAGCCAAUAAUGGACACCAACUAUGUCUUUGUUGAUCAUCUUCAUUUGGGAUAUGGAGAAUGUUGUGCAGGUUUGAUUUUUGACCAAACUGUUACUUUAAGUGUUUGCAGAACAGGGUUUUAUCGUCCAGUUGGUCUUUAGCUACUGUGGGGAGAAUGACUGGGGGACGUUGUAACAACUCAGUGCCUUCUGCACUCAAUCCUUGAGCUAUUUUGAAUGGAAAUCGACAGUGAUUGACAAGCCUAUGUCUGUCAUUAUAGCCAUUAUUAAUCAAUGGCAUUAAAGCGUCUUAAGCAAGAAAAACAAAAACGCAGAUUUGUUCUUUUUUUUGUUAUUUGCUUAGGAAAUGUAGUCUAGUGCAAUACUCCAUUAACGCUCUGUGAGCUACAACCAACUGCACCUCUUUUUAUCAAGGAUUUGGAAACAUAUUGGCCUCUUGGAUGUACCGUAUGAUAGUGACCUCAAGCAAGCUGAAGCACCUGCUUUAGCAACUUUUUUAAUUUUUUUGGUAUAACUACUGGAUUGAUGGUGAGGAUCGUUUUUUUUUGUUUUGUUUAUUUUUUUGUAAUCUUCAGUGCUUGAAAAUAGUUACUUAAAUACCUCAACAUACUUUUAGCAUUUAGACAUUUUAGAUCAGGAUCCGUUCAUUCCUAGAGAGUCCUAGAGAAAAUGCUCCUCUGGCAGGGGUACUGCAGUAACUUUCUUGGAUAGGAUGGGAGUGGUUUCUGUUUAAAUAAAAAAAAUAAAAACGUAACAAUCCUCUGACAUACUGUUACGACAGCCCCCUGCUCUCUCCCCCCGACUCUCCAGUAACCCAUUCGGACUUAAGUUUAAGUGAGAAAGGUGUGGAAUGGCACUUUGAAUAUUAAAGGCUUGGAGGUGACUGUGAUUCAAGGAUGUUGACUUCAGGCCAAUUUUUGGACAAAUUUAUAAGGCUAAGCUGGACUAAACCACACCAUCUGUGUGAGCCUGGGACUUACUGUGUGUCUCCUUGGAGAAACGGUUUUUAUGGCCCCUGUGAAGGGCGGUCCCCAGCAAAAACAACCAACAAAAAUAUGUUAGCACCUUAUGGAACUUUGAUAUUGAAUGUAAUGUGUGUUUUGGUAGAUCUGAAAGUUUGUAAAUAUUCUGAUUAAAAAGUAAAACUUUAAUCCGCAAGGUAAAGUGCACUUGUUCAUGCCUUUUCUGUUCCUUCAACACACUCCUCACAUGCACCUGUUUCUAAUCCAUUGCCCUUUGUAUUCCAACUGUAAUAAGUAUUUUCUUAACAAAAUCCUGACUGACUGGCAAUUCUCAGACUCAAUGUAUCUUGAAUAAAUGUACAAAUGACAGUAUAUAUAAUAGCUACACGUUUCAGUACUUCAGUUCUUUCAGUCAGCUUUCGGGUGUCAUGCUUUGUUGAUAAAUGCCUAUGAUUUCAGUAGCUGUCUGGCUAAAGCAAUUAAAGCAACGUGUGUAUUUUGCCUUACUUAGUACUGCUUUCAUCCACAACAUUAAAUGGUGAGAUGAUGUAACACUGGCUAAGGUCCCAAUCAGCAGUCACGGCAGAGAACAACUUUUCAGGCAAGUUAUUAUUACUACAGCAACAACAAAGGCUUCAUUGCUUUUUAAAUAACAAAAAGAAAAGUGUGUAUCUGCGGGUGUGUAUUCACCGCGGCCUGUGCUACUAAACUCAGAGCUGCACCUGUGGCCGCAGCAGUCUCUCUGGUGUAACAGCUGCUGACUGGGACUUUACGUCUUGUGUAACAUGCAGAGUGCAUGUUGCUCUGCACGUGCCCACACAAGAAUGCAGACGACCUUGGACUGGAGGAAUGUAAGAAGGACGCAUUGAUUUUACUACCUUAAAAGAUCAAUGUUGGACUGUGACAAGGAGCUUUCCUGUUGUUCUAAGUUUGUAAUGUUUCUUUAAGUUUGUCAGAAGUGAGGAGAAUGGUAAGAAUGACCAUUAACUUUGGCAUCGAGUAAUUUGGUAGGCCCCUUGUUCUUAGCUUCUUUGCCACAGCUGUCUUCUUGGCCUAAGCAGCAGCACGUGUCAUGUAAAUAGUAUGUGAAUAUGCUCAAUGUCCAAUGUUCAUGUUGUAGAUGAUUUAUGGAUUUUAUAAAGGAUAAAACUGAGCAACUGUUGCACAUUUUUUUCCGUUAACGCUUUACACUGUUGCUGUUCUAAAUUAUUGCCGCACAGUUGUCAAAUAAACUUCAAAAACUA